AUGAAUACCAAAAGAUGCAAAUUGUUUCGGCUAUAUGUCAUUACCAUUGCCCUCGUCUUCAUAAUCAUUUCUUUGUACGCAAAAAAUUCAAACAUAACUACUAUUCUCUCUUUCUCAAAUUCAAAUCUCGAUAUUGUCAAAAGGGCCAUCGAGCCAAGUGGAAUUUACGAGUUCUUAUCUAUCAUAAACCAAAAUUUUAACCCUCUUCAUAGUCGACAAAAGCUAUCUUGUGAUGAAAACAAGUGGAAGUCUCCGCUCAUCAAAAAAUAUGGGGUGGCGACUGUUUUGACAGUUGAUCAAAAGGGUUGUGGCACGUUCAAAACCUUUCAAAAGGCCGUCGAUGCUGUUCCUGGAAAUUCCCCAAAACCAACACUUAUAAUAUUUGAUUCGGGCACAUACACGGAGAAAGUAGCAGUGCCAAAAAGUAAGUCUAAUUUGAUAAUUCAAGGCCAAGGUUAUCUCAAUACAUUUCUUUCUUGGAACGCCACUGCAAGCUCAAGCAACGGUACUGUUUUCAGCUACUCUGUUGCCAUUUAUGCUCCAAAGUUCACAGCUUAUAACAUCAGUUUUAAGAACACAGCUCCUCCCUCAAACGGAGAUGCGGCUGGAGGCCAGGCAGUUGCGUUGAAAGUGGCGGGCGAUCAAGCAGCUUUUUAUAAUUGUGGGUUCUAUGGACAUCAAGAUACUCUCCUUGAUUUUCAAGGAAGGCAUUAUUUCAAGAAUUGUUACAUUGAAGGAACAUGGGAUUUUAUAUGUGGAAAUGGUAGAUCACUCUAUGAGAAUUGUACAUUGAACUCGGUAGCAAAGGGCCGUGGAGCAGUAGCAGCACAAAAAAGGGGCUCGUUGCAAGAGAAAACAGGGUUUUCAUUUGUGAAUUGUAAACUUGGAGGAACGGGUAAGAUAUUGCUUGGGAGGGCUUGGGGUGAGUAUUCAACCACUGUGUUCAUAAAAACAUCAAUGACAUCAAUUGUUUCUCCUGAAGGCUGGGAUAAUUGGAAAGAUCCCUCUAGAAAUCAGAAAGUUUUCUUUGGAGAAUAUAACUGCACUGGUCCAGGAGCAAAUCCCAAAGGUCGAGUAAAAUUUGCAAAACAACUAAGCGCUGCAGAUGCAAAACCUUACAUGGAUAUCUCUUACAUAGAUGGAAACGAUUGGCUUCCUAAAGACGUCAAUACUUAG
Erigeron canadensis is the source of this 1176-nucleotide messenger RNA. Its product is annotated as putative pectinesterase 14. Lineage: Eukaryota; Viridiplantae; Streptophyta; Magnoliopsida; Asterales; Asteraceae. The record is from RefSeq and is a predicted model, not a curated record. The coding region runs from base 1 to 1176 and encodes 391 amino acids. Gene Ontology annotation, molecular function: pectinesterase activity. Gene Ontology annotation, biological process: cell wall modification. The transcript has 5 exons.